CUUCCUUACUCAAUCUGGCUGACUUAUCAUGGGGUGACUUGAACUGACGUUGAGUCAGACAGUUCUGAUCGUCAAACAAGUCUCUCUGAGUUAAACAACAAACAGAAGGAGAUUUUCCUACAAACAGUUGAGAUGGAAACUACAACAUUUGAUUAUGACUACAAUAGCAGUGUGGUCCAGGUCCCCCCGUGUGAUCCUAAUGAUGUCAACAAACUGGGAGCUCAUCUAUCCGUCCCUUACUACUUCAUGUUUCUCUUCAGUGUCUUUGGCAAUGGGCUGGUCCUGGUCAUCAUCCAUCGGUUUGAGAAGCUGAGCACAGUGACCAACAUCUUGCUCCUGAACCUGGUGUUGUCCUCCCUGAUCUUCAUGAGCAGCCUUCCCUUCAUGGCCGCCUACAUGCAGCUCUCCAAUUGGAUCUUCGGCAGCGUUAUGUGCAAGCUAAUGGGCAGCGUGUAUUAUUUGGGUCUCUACAGUUCUGUCCUCUUUCUAACUCUCCUGACCUUCGACCGACACCUCGCUGUCGUGUACUCCUUGGACGCACUGCGAGUCAGGAACAGAUGCUAUGCAGUGUGCUCCUGUGCUGUGGUGUGGCUGGUCAGCAGCCUGGCGUGCAUCAAGCCGAUGAUGCUCCUAAACACAUAUACUGAUAAUAUUAAUGAAAGAACCAUCUGUGAAGAGAAUACAGGCCUAAAUAAUGACGUGCUGAUAAAAUCUGGACUUUACCUUCAGCUUUUCCUUUUCUUCAUCUUCCCUCUGGUUGCUAUUAUUUACUGUUAUGUUAGGAUUGGACUCACUGUCAUAUCAUCCAGGAUCGUCAGCAAGUUCAAGACAGUCAGGCUGAUAUUCAUCAUUGUCCUUUUGUUUUUCCUGUGCUGGACCCCAUACAACAUUGUACUGCUGACACGCGGUACCACCUGCCAGCAAAAACGCAAAAGGGGUUACGCACUUCAUGUCACUCGUAACUUGGCCUACAUUUACUUUUGCAUCAGUCCCAUCUUCUACACAUUUGUGGGGAAAAAGUUCCAGAGUUACUUCAGACAGAUGCUGGUGAAACACUUCCCACGGUUACAGAAGCACAUUUCCGUCGAUCGUAACAGCAAAUACAAUAUAUCCACAAAAAGCACACCGAAUGAAUUUUAGGAAUGGAAAGCCUUUGACUUCUCAGCACUGGCAUAUGUUCAACAAACCAUGGUUUUACAAACAACUCAAGGAAGCCAUAAUAAUUUUAAGGCUGUCGAGGCGCAAAGCAAUGAAGUCCAAGCAGGAAAAAAAGGUUCUCUCAUAGCAGGAUCAAAGAUUUCUGUGAUACAAAUCAAUAUCUACACUAUGGUUGGCCAUGUCUAUUCUCAAGCCAUUAAAAAUUUGUGUUAUGUUGUCAAAGUCCAGCCCAACCUUUUAAUUUGUCAUCAUGUCAUGUAUGUAGCAUCAACACAAUUAUCACACUAUUCAGUAAAAAAAAGUUCUUGGUUUCACAAAAUCUCACCUUUAUGUAGCCGACAGCUCAAUAUGUUAGGAGGGCAAUGAAGAACAUUGUUUUACUCACAUUAGUGUGUCCUGCACUCACACAGUAUUCUCCACACAGGUGAGAGCACUUGAACUUCUGAAUGACAGGUGACAUUCGUCAGGCUGAAAUGAGUCACUGAAUUUUGCGCCCAUCAUAUUUUAGUUGUCGGCAUCGUCUUUGUGUGACAGAAUUUAUGGGCAAAAUGAGGAUCCGAAAAUUUGGGCAAACUUUAAACAUAUAAAACAUUUGAAUGACUCGAAGAUUGAUGUACGAAAAGUGGUUCACUAUGUAUUUUUACCACAGAAUGAAUCAAGCAUGCACACUCUGUUCAGUGAUUCUCCACAUGACCUCCAGUCUGCUAACGCCUGCUAGUGACUGGAUUUGUUUUGAUUGUUUAUAUCUCAUAUUGUUUCUUCUUGUUUCUUCUUUUAAAGAUUUUUUUUAAUGAUUUUUCUAUAAUUAAUAUUGUCCUUUGUAAAAUUGCUCUUAAAUGAUUCAUUUAUUUAAUUAAUUAAUUUAAUGUCUAGAUUGUCAAGUAUUGCACAAAUCACAGUUUACAUUGAAAGAAAACAGUGAACUGUGAGCGAAAAGCCAAAAAAGGGAUGUUAAAAGCUUCAUGCAAUUAGUUGAUGUUUGUUUGAUUUUUCUCUUUGUUUGUCUGUAUUUGAUUUGAUUAAAUCAACCCUUUCAAUCA
This is a messenger RNA of Seriola dumerili (greater amberjack), 2198 nucleotides long. RefSeq names its product C-C chemokine receptor type 3-like. Gene Ontology annotation, molecular function: chemokine receptor activity. Gene Ontology annotation, cellular component: membrane. NCBI's taxonomy places the organism in Eukaryota, Metazoa, Chordata, Actinopteri, Carangiformes, Carangidae. The record is from RefSeq and is a predicted model, not a curated record. Gene Ontology annotation, biological process: immune response; chemotaxis; G protein-coupled receptor signaling pathway. The transcript has 3 exons. The coding region runs from base 133 to 1140 and encodes 335 amino acids.